This is a messenger RNA of Trypanosoma cruzi, 1158 nucleotides long. Its product is annotated as ADP/ATP mitochondrial carrier protein, putative. Gene Ontology annotation, biological process: transmembrane transport. The record is from RefSeq and is a predicted model, not a curated record. NCBI's taxonomy places the organism in Eukaryota, Euglenozoa, Kinetoplastea, Trypanosomatida, Trypanosomatidae. The coding region runs from base 1 to 1158 and encodes 385 amino acids. Gene Ontology annotation, molecular function: ATP transmembrane transporter activity. The transcript has a single exon.
AUGCAGACUCGGGAAGUGCAGCAGAAUGAGAAUUUUAGCGCCAAUGCAGGGGUAAAUACAGAAGAGGAAAAUGUGUUGUCAUCCGAAAGGCCUUGUGAACAGCAUCUGGUUAUUAAACGUGAUAGUUACACGACCCUGGCCACUUUUUUUGCCGGUGGCGUAGCUGGUGCUUGUAGUCGAACAUUGACUGCACCGCUAGACCGUAUCAAGAUCAUUGUGCAGGAGGGUCACCUUGUUACGGGACCGUAUCAGCGAAUAUCGAUUUUUAAAUCGGCCCGGUUGAAGGAUGUCUUUAAUUUAAUUAGAGAGGACGGUGGCUGGCGCGCGUUUUGGCGUGGGAAUGGUGUGAAUUGCCUGAAAGCGGGUCCGGAGUUUGCCAUAGUCUUUUCGCUUCGUCGUUAUCUUUUAUCGUUGUAUGAAGAUGGUGUAGAAGAAGAAGAGCGGCGAGAGCUAGAGUUUAUUUCAACAGGGUGUAGUCCUCUUGACAGUGAACUUUACCGCUCCGCAGUCUCUGUAUUACCCUCACCUUUGGACCGCUACGGGACUUUAACCGGCGUUCCCCGCCUUUUUGUUAACUUCAGCAUUGGGGCAUGCGCGGGAUUUGGGGCUCAAUUCUCACUUUACCCUCUAGAGGUCGUGAAGACGCGCAUUGCCGUUUCAAAGAUGACUGAAUUUCGCGGUGGUAUUCGAGAGGUCGUCAUGGCCACGUACCGAAAUGGUGGCAUUGCUGAGUUCUAUCGGGGACUUACGCCCAACAUGGUUGGGGUGUUUCUCUAUCGCGGUUUGGAGGUGGGGAUGUACUCCACGGCGCAGCAGCAGAUUAUGAUGUACAGAAUGCGGAAUUACGGAAUGAGCCGCCACAAUGCAGCGCUUUCUUCGAUGGAGACGGCAGUUGUUGGCAUGUUUGCCUCUAUGAUUGCGCAGACUGUGUCGUACCCACUCAAUGUUGUGCGCACAAGGCUGCAGACGCAAGGGAUAAACGGGCGCGAGAUAAAGUACACCGGAAUGAUGGACUGCUUCAUCAAGAUGAUUCGGGGGAAGGGUUUGGCGUCGCUCUUCUCCGGCAUCACGGCAAACUACUUGAAGGCGCUCCCCGCGAGCUCAUGCAUGUUUGUGGUCUUCGAGCUGGUGCAGAAACUGUUGGUUGGCGAUGAUUGA